CCCUUAGAGACACACUACAAAGUCUCUCUACUUUUGUAGGAUUGAAAGUAAAAAAAUGGUUUCUCCAAAACUUUCAAACACUAUAGUAAUAGCAUUAUUCCUUUUAUUUUUCACCUAUGAAUCUAAGGGUGAAUCUUAUUCUUUUUCUUCUAGUUCACACAAAACAUCAUUUGAUCAUCAGAAAGUUAAUUUAUCAAUAUACUAUGAAAGUCUAGACAAAGGAAGUGCAAUUUUCAUAGUUAAGAAUCUUGAUGAAAUAUUCAACAAUGAUAUUAUUAACAUUGUUAAUCUCCAACUAAUCCCUUGGGCCAAUUCUCAUGUCAAUCAAGCCAACAAUUCCAUAUCAUGUCAGCAUGGACCAGAUGAAUGUGAGUUAAACUCUUUAGCAGCAUGUGCCCUUAAUAUUUGGCCUAAUGUGAAUGAACAUUAUGGUUUAAUUUACUGCAUUGAGUUUCUGGCAAUUGAUGGAAAGAACAAGAUGUGGAAGAACUGUACCAAAAUACUUGGUUUGCCUGAGAAGCCUUUUAUGAAUUGCUUUAAUAGAGGAAAUGGAACAGAGCUUGGAAAAAAACAUAUUAAUGAAACAGCAAAACUAAACCCACCUCAUUCAUUUGUGCCAUGGGUGGUGGUGAACAAUCAACCUAUUAGAAAAGACUAUGCAAAAUUUACAUACUAUGUUUGCAAGGCUUAUAAAGGUGAUGCUAUUCCAGCAGCUUGCAAUGUUCAUUUGAAGGAGAAAUAAUUUCAACUAUUCAUAUUGUUAGUCAAGAAAAAUAUUACAUCUAUGAUAUAGUAUUAAAAUAAGAAACAUAGUGCCUAUGUACAUUUUCUAGUGCUUAUAUGGAAGUGUUUGUCUU
Messenger RNA from Trifolium pratense (red clover), 857 nucleotides. RefSeq names its product gamma-interferon-responsive lysosomal thiol protein-like. The coding region runs from base 56 to 742 and encodes 228 amino acids. Gene Ontology annotation, molecular function: oxidoreductase activity, acting on a sulfur group of donors, disulfide as acceptor. The transcript is spliced from 5 exons. Lineage: Eukaryota; Viridiplantae; Streptophyta; Magnoliopsida; Fabales; Fabaceae. The record is from RefSeq and is a predicted model, not a curated record.